AAAAGAGAGAUUGGCGGAGCAGCACUGCAGGUAAACGGCUGAUUAUUUGUCAACAGCACACGAAUGAUUCAUUCAUUACUAGAGAUUCAAUGGGAGAUGUGCUCUGAAUCAGCACAGAUGUGUGUGUAGGGAGAAAAGACUCUCCGUUUGUCACCGUUUUGUCGAAGACGCGCAUGUCCACACCAGCAGCUUCCAACAUUUCUUCUCUUUCUCCAACAUCCACGAUGAAAUGCCACAAAAGAGCUUUUGAAGAAGACCACAACAGAGACACAGAGUUUUCUACCAUGUCGGACAGCGACCCCUGUGAGGACGACAGGUACCCUCUGAACCUGAGCAUCUGUAGCAGAAGAUCCGGGGCCAUCAGUAAGCGUCGUCGGCGUGGAAACCUCCCGAAAGAAUCCGUUCAGGUUCUGAGGGACUGGCUGUACGAGCAUCGCUUCAACGCGUAUCCAUCAGAAGUGGAGAAACUGACUCUGUCGAGUCAAACCCAGUUGUCUGUAUCACAGAUCUGUAACUGGUUCAUAAACGCUCGGCGGAGACUCCUCCCGAACCUGCUCAGGAAAGAUGGCAAAGACCCAACCCAGUUUACCAUGUCACGGCGUGCCAGCAAACCAGACAAAUCCACCUCCCCUUCAUCCCUCCCAACACCCUGCCCCUCUGUCAUUUGCCCUGCCCCAGUGUUGGACUUGAGGCUUUUGGGUAACACAGCAACGGCCAUUUUGGCUGGGGCUGGUUGCUUGCCGUCAUCAGGUAAAAUAAGUCGAGAUGGAGGCGUUCAGGCUUUGAUGCAGCUGGACACACGGGGUCUUCUGAGACGAGAAGGUCUAACUGGAUAUCAGUAUGAAGAUCCUUACCUGACGACCAUUCCACCUGUUUCUACCUCUGUCCCAACCCUUGGAGCAGUAAGCCCUACUGAGGUCCUAUUCAACACGCCUCCCCCUACUCCUCCGGAGCUGUGUCCUCAAGAUUUCAGUGAUCUGAAGCUUCUAGUGGAUGUGGCAUUGCAGCGGGCAGCCGAGCAAGAGAACUGCUGGACGAAAGACCAAACAACGCAACCACAACAACCAAACAAAUCUUCAAACAAAAUUCCAAGAGUUUUCAAGAAUUGCGAUUUGGAGGCAGUCUCAACAUUCUCUUCCAGAGCAGAAAUGCCUUCCCGAGAAGAGUCCGGUGCUAUACCAGGGUUGAUGGAGAAUCCAGUAUUACCAGUUUCGGUUCCCGUAAUGACCCACUCUUUUCCAGGCCUUCCCAUUGCGCAAACUGCUCUUAACAUGGCUGGUGCUGCCAGUGUGGUCGUUGAAGUCAAGAAUGUCGUGGAAUCAGGUAGCUUUACACCGUCUCCAGUGUGGAGUGUCCAUCAUGGUGAGAUUCGACAACCUAGUCCUCCUCUGAGCGCAGUCUCUCACACAUGGGUUCCGCAGUACACGCAUAAUACGGUUACGGAAAUGGUCAACUGAUCCAUGUGGAAACUCCUUUCUGUUUUGAGUGUUUGCACCUAGAUUGGGAAAACUUCAAGUUGGAUUCGUGUUUGCUUAUUUUGGAUGGAAAAAUGGGCACUUUGGGUGAUGUAGCCUACUACAAUUUUUACGUGUCUCUCUCUCAGUCGUGUCAACCACUUCAACCAAGAUUCACUUAAGAUAAUUACGGAGUGGACACUUACCUUCGAACUGACAACACCAGGAUGUAUUUUUUCAAGAUGUUUUAACUUUUUAAACCAAACCUUUUACUUUUAACUACAUUAAACGUAUAAGUGUGUAUGAAAUGCUCUUCAAAAGUAGUCCAAAAAUUCAGACCCUGGGAAGUUUUAGACCUGGUUGACACUUCAAAAGGUAAUACAUAACUCUGAAAUCUUUCAAAUUGAUGUUUCGCAAACACCAGCAAAUCUAAACCAUGAACAUUUAAAAUGCUCUAAACUCUCGGGAGUUGUGCACAUCAUCAGGAUCACCAUUGACGACCAAGAGAUUUUGGUUAGGGUGUUUGUAGUUACUGUCGAACAAAUCUGACUCUGGGAAGUUUGAGACCAAAUGGACCCUUUCAAAAGGGAAUGUAUUACUCAGAAUUCUCACAUUUAUGUUUCACUCAUCAAGUUUAGUGUGUGCCACCACAUGCAAACACCAGCAAAUGUAAACCUUGAACAUUUUAAAUGCUCUAAACUCUCGAGAGUUGUGCACAUCAUCAUUUACCGCUGACGACUGAGAGGAUUAGGAUGUUUGUAGUUUCAGAAGUGGCCUUGUGUAUUAUACUCUCUCAGACAACAAAAACGGUCAAGAAGCUCUGUAUAUAAUUGCUCUUGCCUGUCUGCAUCAGUAUACUCAUAUGUAUCUGGCAUGUGGCAUGCUUUAUAGUUUUGAUCUGGGAAUGUUUCUGGACGACCAGCAUGCAGCGUUUAAAUAUCGGAGUCUGUUUAGGAUCUAACCAAAUGUAGGAUUUUAGAUUUAAUAGUUGGUUCCGAAUUUGUCUGAAAACUUUAUACUUGGCAGUACCACUUAAAGGCCAGGGUAUACUUAAUGUUUCCAUGUUCCGUCUCGCGCACAGCCGAGGGCUCACCCUUACAAAUUGUCUUUUGACCACGAGCCCACAUGGACAUGUUCGACGCAUGCGAACUAUGACUGCGUUAUGAUACUAUUUUAGUGCAGUUAUAGGAGUCGCGUGUGCCAACACGCAUUGUGCACAAGACCGUUUGAAAAAAUGCUAAAACCGCUGUUUAUGAAUCCUCUACCUCUCUAAAAUCUCAUCUUUGAAUGUCUUUCCCGAGUGUGUGUGCAUUCUGUCAAAUUUCCUGCACUUUAUAGUUCAAUUUGACCUCCUAGUCAUGACGUCAGAACCAUAAUGCAAUCUAUCUACCUCUGUUAGUUCCUGGAAUUACAUCUGAGAGCUUUCCUGUGUGGUGUGACAUGAGGCUGUGUCUCUCUCCAUGCAGUGAGGAGAGGUGGAUCGGCAGAAAAUUGAUCGUACUGCAGAGAGCAUCGGUCAAUGUCUCGUGUCAGAGACGAGAUGAGGUGGGGGUCGUCUCAAAGACACUGUCAAUUGAUUUCCCUCCGUUCUCAUGUAACGUGAUAUUAGACGUCUAUCUGCUGAUUUGAAUGGAUUGUGGUUUUGACAGUAGUUUUGGGUGAAUUAGAUAACUAACGUUUAAUCGUAGUAUUUAAUGCUUUCAUAAGUUCUCUGUCACAAUGUGUGUGUGAUGAAAUUUAAAGAGGGAAAGACGUUAAUGUAACGUUGUGUGUGUUUGCAAGACAUUAGUUUUAAAAGUCCAUUACAAACAUUUCAUUCGCAUCUCUAGAUUGAAGUGGUGCUUUUAUCGCCUGUAAUCUGUGAAUGUAUCUAGAUAACUAACAAAUAUAAUUUAGAAACUGAAGAUUCUUUCCGGUGAUCUCUGCUUUGGACACUAGACGACCUAGAUAUGCUAUUAUUGUAUGCUUGUAGUUUCCAUGAAACUGUAAGAACAUGUACAGAUGUCAAAAUAGCUUUUUAGUAAUGCUUUUAACUUUUUAUUAUGCAGAUUGAUGGCUGCAGAAACAUUACAUUUGGGGUCAGUUCAGAUUAUUUCAGUUUUACUCUCAGAAAUAUCCUUAAUUCUGAGAAAUUCUGCAUUCUUAUGCUGGGUAAAUUAAUGUUUCAUUGAAAGCAAUGCAGAGGUCAUGUUUUGUAGUACUCUGCACAUUUCAGGAUGAUUUGUUGUAUGUUAUUGGAUUUCAGUGCUGUCUCAGGUUGAGGUUUGUGUUUAUUGUUUUCAGCUGGCUUUUGCCCUCAUUUUACCUCCUUUUUCCUCUGAUUUGAUUUUUUAUUUUUUUUUUUUUACGUUUAAUUCCACUGAAGGAAUUCUGAAAGGUUUAUGGGUUUACAAGUCACAUUUACAGACUUAACAGGGAUAGUUGACUCAAAUGAAAAUUGUCGUCAUUUUCACACCCUUAUAUUGUAGGAACAUCAAACUGUAUAACGGAUCUAAUUUGCUUAAACUUAAGAAACCACUGUGAUCAUUCUGUUAUUUACUGGACCAGUGAUGGGUACUGGAAGUGUGUGUGUGUGUGUAUAUAUUUUGUUUUAAUACCCUCUAUUUUUUCAGUUCUUCAGAAAGAUAUUAAUAUUCCUGAAAUGGUAUUAUUGUUGUAAAAUGCGUCUUACUGAUGACAAUGUGAAACAUGUAAAUAUCCUUUUGGUUUAGCUUCUGUCUUUGGCAUAGAUCGGCUCUCAUCACAUAUAUAUGUCAAAUAUGUGUAGCUUUCUCCUAUACGACCAAAUACAUGAAGAUGGAUGUGAAUGUUUUAUUUUUUUUUUAAUUUCAUAUACAUGUAUCUAUAACUGAGGACAGUAAAACUGGCAAUUGUGCCUUACAUGCUUUAUUAGAAAACCUUUGGACUAGUCUGUGCAAUAUCUGCCUUAAACAUUUGAUGUGGAGAUUUUAUUGUAUGUCCUUUUUGUACAAACAUUACAGAGAAAUAAAAGCUUUUUCAUAUCUGAUUGUAUUCAUGUUGUGUAGAAAUGGAAGCUUAUUUUCACACAUUUCACCUGUUGGAAAUUUGUUGUACUGUAAAAUGUCUACCUGCAAAUUGGAUACUAACUCCACAUAUUUCCAAAUGUUUAGAUGAUGAAUGUUUGAACUAUAUAAUUUCAUUCUAAAUGUGCAAAAACUAAUUUAAAGUAUAACAUAGUUUGACUUCAUUUAAUCUGCCUGAGAGCUGACAUUGGGAAUCAUCUCAUCUCCACCUGAUAUUCACAAGGUUUGAUAGGAGAAUAUAGAUGGCAGUACCAGCAAAACUUUUCAGCUCAUAUAUCCCAAAGUAUGAGUCAAAGAUUUCUCAGGAGAAUGUGCAGUUUUAAAAUACGUGAUGACCUUUAGGAAUAUGUA
Molecule: messenger RNA, 4849 nt
Organism: Myxocyprinus asiaticus (Chinese sucker)
Lineage: Eukaryota; Metazoa; Chordata; Actinopteri; Cypriniformes; Catostomidae
Product: homeobox protein AKR-like
Exons: 3
Coding region: 174-1457 (427 amino acids)
Biological process (GO): regulation of transcription by RNA polymerase II
Molecular function (GO): RNA polymerase II cis-regulatory region sequence-specific DNA binding; DNA-binding transcription factor activity, RNA polymerase II-specific
Source: RefSeq, a predicted model, not a curated record